Molecule: messenger RNA, 1074 nt
Organism: Loxodonta africana (African savanna elephant)
Lineage: Eukaryota; Metazoa; Chordata; Mammalia; Proboscidea; Elephantidae
Product: PC-esterase domain-containing protein 1B-like
Exons: 1
Source: RefSeq, a predicted model, not a curated record
AUGGUCCACCUGAGGGCGUCCGAAGUCCGGCAGCUGCUGCACAAGUUCGUGGUCGUCAUGGGGGACUCGGUGCAGAGGGCCGUGUACAAGGACCUGGUGCUCCUGCUGCAGAAGGACUGCCUGCUCUCAAGCAGUCAGCUGAAGGCCAAGGGCGAGAUGAGCUUCGAGCAGGACAGGCUGCUGCACGGCGGCUGGUGAGGCCGUAUGCACAACGGGACCCACUACCGCGAAGUCCGCGAGUUCUGCUCCACACACCACCUUGUGCGCGUCUACUUCCUCACGCGCUCCUACCCCCGGUACGUGGAGAAAGUCCUGCUGGAGCUGCUGAGGGGCGAGCACGGCCCAGACUUGGUCAUCAUGAACUCCUGCCUCUGGGACCUGUCCAGGUAUGGCCAGGAUUCCAUGUGGAGCUACAGGAGGAACCUGGAGACCCUGUUCUGGCGCCUUCGCCAGGUGCUGCCCGGGUCCUCCCUCGUGGUGUGGAACACUGCCAUGCCAGUGGCUGAGACGGUCUCAGGUGGUUUCCUCCCACCUCAGGGCACGCCCCCGACCGCGUGCCUGCGGGUAGAUGUGGUGGAGGCCAACUUCUACAGGGCCGCUGAAGCCAGCAGGCUAGGCUUCGACGUGCUGGACUUGCAAUUCCACUUCCGGCACUCCUGGCAGCACCUGCAGCCAGAUGGCUUGCACUGGAACGAACACGCUCACCGAAGGCUCUCACAGCUGCUGCUGGCCCACCUGGGCGACGCCUGGGGCAUGGACCUGCCCUGCGAUGACCCGUUAGGCAGGUGGAUCUGGGAAGGACCUGGGAGCCUUCUCAGAGGGCCCGCGAGCUACAGGCUGCUCCAGCCCCACGGAAGUGAAUCCGGUGAGGAGGCACCGCCUUCGUGCCCACCUAGGCCCGCGCGCCCUAUCGCUCAGUCGCGGACACCCCCUGUAUCCCGGCCCAAGUUCGCAGGCGCUUCCAGCCCCGCCGCCAUGGCUCCACUUUGCCCUGGGACCAAUCCCUGCAGCGCCAGCCAUGCUCUGGCGACGCCUAUGCGCAGCACAGUAGAUAUGGCGAGGAAGCAAACCUGA